Molecule: messenger RNA, 1646 nt
Organism: Bursaphelenchus okinawaensis
Lineage: Eukaryota; Metazoa; Nematoda; Chromadorea; Rhabditida; Aphelenchoididae
Source: the annotation of a GenBank genome assembly
AUGCUGAUUCGUGCUGCUAUCCUCGUAUUGCUUUUUGGUAUGUUACUUUACUUGUAAGGGUUUCAGUGUUUUAGUUAUAAGAAUGUUAGUUUUGAAAUUUGGGCUAAUUGUAAAGCUAGGGUUGGGACUAGGUCUCUGGGCUUUGAACUAGGACUCUAAGCCAGACGUAGACUUAGACCUAAGCCUAGACCUAGACCUAGGUCUCUGGGCUCUGGACUCUGGGCUCUGAACUAGGACUCUAAGCCAGUCCUAGACUUAGACCUAGACCUAAACCUAGACCUAGACCUAGACCUAGACCUAGACCUAGACCUAGACCUAGACCUAGACCUAGACCUAGACCUAGACCUAGACCUAGACCUAGACCUAGACCUAGACCUAGACUUAUACCUAGACCUAGACUUAAACCUAGACCUAGACUUAGACCUAGACUUAGAUUAGGCUUAGAUUAGGCUUAAAUUUGAAGGUAGGUUAAAACUAAGCUUGACAAUAAGCUUGAGAUUAGGCCUGAGGCUAGGUUUGAGGCUAGGACUCUGGGCUAGGGCUUUGGGUUAGGGCUCUGGGCUAAGGCUUUAAGCUAGGACUUUAGACUAGGGCCUUAGACUAGGGCUCCAAGCUAGGGUUUUGGACUUGGACUAGAGCUCUGGGCUAAGUCUCUAUGCUAAGGCUAGAACUCUGGGCUAGAAAUAUGGCAACUUUUUAACUUUAAAAUUUUAGCGGCCGCGUCCUUCUCAAUUCGCUGCUACAAAUGUGAAUAUCUGUCUGACAACAAUAUGACUAUUGCUGCUGAUGCGUGUUUGGAGCCGUCGAAGCUGAACGACACUUUUACGACUGACUGCGAUUUCGGAUGCAAAAAAGAACAUGUUUUUAGGUCUAAUGAAACUGGUACGUUUUAAAGCUUUUAUGAUCGAUAAGUAAUGCUUUAAACUUUAAAUGACAUUUUAAAACCUAUAUUGACCUUUUUAAGCUUCAGAUUACAUUUUUAGGCCUAGAAUGACUUUUCCAGACUGAAAUGACAAUUUAAAGCCUAAAAUGACGUUUUGAAAUCUAAUGUGAUUUAAGCCUAAAAUAACAGAUUAUGUUUAAAAUGACACUUUUGUGCCUAAAUGACAUUAUUAUGCCUUACAUGACAAUUUUAAGCCUGAAGUGACAGUUUUAGUCUGAAGAGACAUUUUAAAGCCUAAUAUGCCAUUUUUAAGCCUAAAGUGACAUUUUAUGUUUUUACUGACGCUUUUAGGCCUUUGACAUUGUUAGGCCUAGAAUGAUAUUUGUAGUUUUAAGCCUAAACUAACACCUUUUUAUUUAAAAAUAUUUUUUUUCAGAUAGCGCCGAGCACUUGAAACGUGAUUGCAGUGAUGAGAAAGACGAGGUAGUUUGAACUUUCUUACUUAAAAUUUCUAUUUUUAAAUUAAAAAUUUAAAAAUUUUUAAAGUUUUUAAAUUUUUAAAACAUUUUUAAAAUUUUUAAAAUCUUGAAAUUAAAAAAAAAUUAUUUAGGUUGGUUGCACAGAAGAAACCACCAUCACUCCUCAGAACAUCACCGUCGACACCUACACUUGCGUAUCCAAGGACAAACUGUCCAAUUCGACUGCCACUUGGUCCAUCUCGUACUUGCUGUUCUUCAUCCUCUAUAUUGGCUACUACUGGUGA